AACCGGAAGUAAACAAGCCGCUAGCAGCAUCGUUAGCUUUCCUCGUGUGAGGACGGAGCAGGAAGACGGUUGUGUUGUCGUCUCUCAGCUGAAUAUUUCAGUGUUUCAGCAACAAUGUCUUCAGUUCAGCAUCUGAGAGAGUUUAUCAGCGAGCGACUAACUGCUGCUGCUGAAGAAAUAUUCACAGAGUUUGAAAAAACCAUCGUCCAGUACGAAGAAGAGAUCGAUCGUCAGCGCAGACUGCUGGAUAUCACCUGGAAUCCACAGAUAAAGUUAAUCAGAACAGAGGCCCCACAUCCAUAUUUCUGUAAGGAAGAGGAGGAGUUCCCAGCUGACCUGCAGCUGUGCAGCUCAGAUCUGGACCAGGAGCAGCCAGAGUCUGUACUUGUUAAAGAGGAACAGGAACUCUGGACCAGUCAGGAGGGGGAGCAGCUUCUGCUGAAGGAUGAGACUGAUACCUGCUCGCUUCCUGCUGCUCAUGAGGAAAAUGAGCAGAGUGACCCAGAACCACACAGAGACCAUGUUCCCUCUUCCACCUCGCCUGUAGAUGAACGUUCACGUUUAGAAGGAAGCGAGGUUGGAGACUCAGGACCAGCAAGACGUGCACAUCUGAAGCCAAACAAGAGUUGUCAGAGAAAGGGAAACAACAAUGUAGGAAACUCUGUCCUGGUAGAAAGUGGCUGUAAUACACAGCAACCAGCUGACACCUUGUUCUUUCCUUAUAUAAGAGGAAGAGGACUUUUUAACCAGUCAUCACUUGAAAGACUUAAAAAGCACCACACAGAUAAGAAAGACUAUUCCUUCAGAACCUGUGGGAAACCGUUUGAAGAUAAGAGCAAGCUAACGAUCCAUGGAAGAGCUCACACCGGGGAGAAGCCGUAUUCCUGUCAGACAUGUGGGAAAUGUUUCAGUUUAAAAUGUUCCUUGUUGAGACACAUGAGGACUCACACCGGGGAGAAGCCGUUUCCCUGUAAAACAUGCAGAAAGUCUUUCACUCAGAAGUGUGAUUUGUUGCGUCACGUGCGAACUCACACCGGGGAGAAGCCGUUUUCCUGUCAGAUCUGUGGAAAAUGCUUCAAUCAAGUCAGUUCUUUGGUUUGUCACGUGAGGACUCACACCGGGGAGAAGCCGUUUGCUUGUCAAAUCUGUGGAAAAAGUUUCGCCCGGAAGUGUGAUUUGAUGCGCCACGUGAGGACUCACACCGGGGAGAAGCCGUAUUCCUGUAAGUCAUGUGGAAAAUGCUUCAAUCAAGUCAGUUCUUUGGUUUGUCACAUGAGGACUCACAAGAACUCUGAAAGUGCUGUUUUGGGAUGAAAUAUGAGGACGAAGAAAAGACAUUAGUGAUGGUUUAUCCCUCCAUCAACAUUAAAACCAGCUUUCUACACUCACCCAUUUACUUUCAGGCUUUUUGGUUUUUCCUUUUUUAAAUAAACAAGUUUUUAUA
Messenger RNA from Melanotaenia boesemani (Boeseman's rainbowfish), 1444 nucleotides. RefSeq names its product oocyte zinc finger protein XlCOF22-like. The transcript is spliced from 2 exons. Gene Ontology annotation, biological process: regulation of transcription by RNA polymerase II. Lineage: Eukaryota; Metazoa; Chordata; Actinopteri; Atheriniformes; Melanotaeniidae. The record is from RefSeq and is a predicted model, not a curated record. Gene Ontology annotation, molecular function: DNA-binding transcription factor activity; RNA polymerase II cis-regulatory region sequence-specific DNA binding. Bases 115 to 1314 code for a protein of 399 amino acids.